Molecule: messenger RNA, 1245 nt
Organism: Spodoptera litura
Lineage: Eukaryota; Metazoa; Arthropoda; Insecta; Lepidoptera; Noctuidae
Gene: mEFTs
Product: elongation factor Ts, mitochondrial
Biological process (GO): mitochondrial translational elongation
Molecular function (GO): translation elongation factor activity; protein binding
Source: RefSeq, a predicted model, not a curated record
CAGCCUCCUAUAACCUCACUUUUCGGAGUAUGUCUAACUUAAUAUUAUUAUAAAUAGAACAGAAAAUCAAUGGAAAUUUUAUGAAUACGGACUAUAAAACAUCGAACUAAAAUAAACUAAUUAAUUUCCAUCAUCAAGUACUUUACCUAGUACUGUACCUUGGUCUCAGAAAGGUUAUAGGGAAUGAAGCUUACAGUACAAACAUAUUCGAAGAUGAUCUUCCAAUUGGUCCGUAGGUUCCAUGCUGGACCAGUGUGCAGGGCAGCUGAAUCGUCACUGUUAGCUAAACUGAGGAAGAAAACAGGCUACACAAUUGCUAACUGCAAGAAAGCCUUAGAAAUGCAUAACAAUGAUGCUGAUAAGGCUGAGUCGUGGUUAAAUGAUCAGGCUCAAGCAAUGGGUUGGGCUAAAGCCACGAAGCUCGCAGGCCGCACUGCCUUACAAGGGCUUAUUGCUGUAAAGUUUGACAAGGAGCAUGGUGCCUUGGUUGAGCUCAACUGUGAAACAGACUUUGUGGCAAAGAAUGAUAAGUUCCAAAAAAUGAUAGAGGACGCCACUUUAGCAUGCUUCAAGUUUGCCCACACUCAUAUGCAGGCUAAAGGACCAGUUACUAAGAUGGAAUUAGACAGUGAACAAUUAGCUAAUCUAGCAACUCAAAGUGGAAAGAAGUUGUCAGAAGAACUGGCAUUGUUCAUUGGAACUGUUGGCGAAAAUGCUGUUUUGAGGAGGGCUGAAUGUUGGAAGGCAAACAAUAAGGAUGUCAAAAUUACCGGCUACACUCACCCUGCACCCGCGACACCUGCUGACUAUUCCGCAGGAAAGUAUGGAGCCUUGCUCGCAUACAAACAACCCAGUGACAGUGAGGAUGUCGGAAGACAACUUUGCCAACACAUUGUUGGUAUGGGCCCUAGGAAAAUAGGUAACAAAGAGACAGACAAACCUGCCAAAGAUGCUGAUGAUGAAACAUGUCUUAUUUACCAAGAAUACUUACUAGACCCGUCGUACACAGUCGAGGAAGUAUUGGCGAAACAUAAAGUUGAGGUCAUUGAUUACAUAAGAUUCUCGUGUGGAGAAGUCAUUGAAGCCAACAUGCCUGGCGUGGAGAAGCAGCCAUUAGAUACAGUCCAAACCUUACAAUAAAAUGUUAUAGCUGUGCACAGCAUACUCAGUUGCAAGUAGUUAUAUAAUUUCAAACCUUAUUACAUAUGUGAUAACCAAAUCCAUAGUACAUAUUUAUUUUAUGUU